This is a messenger RNA of Paramuricea clavata, 2400 nucleotides long. NCBI's taxonomy places the organism in Eukaryota, Metazoa, Cnidaria, Anthozoa, Malacalcyonacea, Plexauridae. The record is from the annotation of a GenBank genome assembly.
AGAUUCUUAACCCUCUGAUGUUCUGUCUUCUUGAUUGGGUCAUGGUGAUUCCUCUGAGUUCUUUACUGAGAGUACAAGAUGAUAAUCAAACGAGUCUGGCUCAAGUUUUUCAGGUAAAUAAAGUAUAGCGUGAACUUUUAAUAACUAGCAGAGAUUCAGAUUAUUCCAGUUUUUACCCAGUCAAACGUAACGCGGACAGUUCAGUCAUACAGAAUUUUUAUAUCAAACGAAAUCCUUAAUGUUAGGGACAACAAACCCUGCCUUUAAUAAGAGAAUACAAGUGGGAAUUGUCUUUAAACAUCCCCUUUUAAAAGUCUGAAAUACUCUUGACCUAAUUUCUAUAAUUCGGACAAGUUGAAAGAUUGGUGUCGCCACCUUAAGUGAAUCUAGGAGGCAAAUAGUUUGUUAUUUUGACUAAUCAAAUAUCAAUGGAUUAAAACGAUAGGAUAAUCAUUUUACCUAGUAUAAAAAUCUGAAACUUCAAAGCUAACGUUAAUGCGGGCAUUUGUUUUGGACAGCUAGCUGUAUUACACACGCAAACAUCUCGCAUCUUGUAGCAAGUCUGCCAACAAGUCGUCAACGAGUUGUGUUCGCACUGCUUGUCCCAAGUUUGGAACAAACUGUUAACAACUAAUUGUAACAACCUUGUUGAUAUUAUCAGACUUGUUGCAAGGUUGUUCCAACAAGUCACGGAUACAGUCAUAAUAUAGCAAUAUUGUUACAACCAUGUGUCGUCAAACUUGUAACAUUCUUGUUAUAUCAUGACUGUUACAACCUUGUAACAAGUCUGAUAAUGCCAUCAAGCUUGUUACAAGUUGUUAACAGCUUGUUACAACAACUGGGAACAAGCAGUGCGAACACAACUUGUCGACAGCUUGUGAACAGAUUCGUAACAACUUGUUCGCAGACUUGUAACAACUUGUGCGUUUUUAUGUGUGCGCAUAUCGCUGACUGCUUGGAUUACUAAUCACUUGGAUUACAUCUCAUUAACUGUUUAAAAUUUAACAUAGGCACUAAAAUAUGUUGUCUCGAAUAAAUCGACGAAAGCGGAUCGAGAGUUCAGCAUCAGUCGCAUGAUUUCCCGUGAGGAUCUGCAGAUACACCUGGGUCAAAUACAUCAAGAUAUUGUCGACUCAGCACCUUCUAGUCCUGCUGACUUUGGAGACAGCGGUAUGUGUACUCAGGCUGGUGUUGUACUUCGUGUUGGACGUAUUUUAACUCAAGUAUAAACAACGCUUAACUUCAAUUUAUCAAAAUAAAAUGCUGCAUGAUUGAGAGAGUUGGCUCUCAUACUAUCAUGUAUUCUGUUUAAGUUAAAGCAUAAUGGAUAAUUCUAGCUAUUGACUAAUUUUUUAUCUAGACAAAGAAGACGAAAUCUAUCCUUACUGACCUUACAGCUCAAAAGAGCAUCCUAAAAUUUGUAAAAUUGCAAAGUUUGGUUGCGAAAUGUUGUAAAAUACGAAAAAUAUAGCCCUGUGAAAUUUGCAAAUUUUGAGUAAUUUAGUAUUACGCGGGGAAAAAUGCACCACUUUCGGCUCAAAAUUGGCCUCAAAAUUUGCUAUUUUAGGCAAUUUACUAAUUUAAGGAUGUUCUUUAGAAGCUAUAAUGAUAGAUUUCGUCUUUCUUGUCUGGAUCAAAAUUUAGUCUCUGGCUGGAAUCAUCUGUUGGAACCACUGAGCUAUGGUUGGAACACUCAUCAAACCUUUAUUUGUUAAUCCAGGUGAUCUCGUGUUCGUAUUUUAGCCAAUCAGCGCUCAGAAAGGGUUGUCCGAAUAGAAAUCCAUUUUGAUGUUUCAGUCAAUUAUAACUUUCGUUAUUCUUUAUGAAACUAGUUGAAAUUUUGUAAUUAUGUUUGGUUAUGAGAACUACAGCUCUGACAAAAAUAUGGAAUCGAAAUAAAGUAUAUUAUAGGAGAUAUUCAGUUGUUUUAAUCAUAAAAUGGAUUUCUAUUUGACAACUAGUGCCAGUACUUUUCUGCGUAUCAAGAUCAUCUGGAUCUAGGGCUUGAAAUGUCCCCCGUAGCAAUUCCUGACUGCAUGCCUACUCUGAUCAACUAUCAUCGUCGUUUGAUCGGGGCUUUAGCCUUAAGCCUGGUUCACACUAGCAAUUUUGUCGGCGAUUUUGUGUUUCUGACGGAUGUAAAUGAGUGAACUCGCACACAAAAGUAUAGAGUCGCAUUUCAGAAGUAAACAAUUUUAAGUCUUUUACAUGUCAUUCAUUCGAUCACAUUUGCCAGGAGGAGAAAAAUCAAAUACAAAUAGUUGUAGUAUUUCAAGAGACUUAUGUUGAAAGUUGUCUGAUAUUGUAAUGAAAUUCCAUUGUGUUAUCGUUUUUAGGGCCCAAUGGUGGUACAGGACCUUUUCAAACGAUGGAUCGAGUCAGAAAAACUGCAAAAGCGGU